This is a messenger RNA of Quercus lobata, 930 nucleotides long. RefSeq lists its product as uncharacterized. The transcript has 2 exons. Lineage: Eukaryota; Viridiplantae; Streptophyta; Magnoliopsida; Fagales; Fagaceae. The record is from RefSeq and is a predicted model, not a curated record. Bases 1 to 930 code for a protein of 309 amino acids.
AUGUUGGGGAUCAUAGCUCAAAGAAAAUGUGAAGCUUUGUUAAACCAGAGACAAAGUAUUCAAACAAUUAUAAACAACCAAUCAGAUAUUGAGAAAAGGGAAUAUCGAACUCGUUUGAAUGCAUCACUGGAUUGUAUUUGUUUUCUACAACGGCAAGGAUUAGCAUUUCAUGGCCAUGAUGAAUUUAAAGACUCCAAUAAUCAAGGAAAUUUUCUUGAAUUAUUAUGGUUUCUUGCAAAGCACAAUGAAGAAAUUAAUAAGGCAAUCCUCGAAAAUGCUCCUGAAAAUCAUCAAAUGACCUCUCCUGAUAUCCAAAAAGAAAUAGCAAAUGUUGCAGCCAUUGAGACAAUAAAUGCUAUUAUUAAAGAUAUUGGAGACUCAUUAUUUGCUAUUAUAGUCGAUGAAUCAUGUGAUAUGUCUACUAAAGAACAAUUGGCAAUUGCUUUGCAUUGUGUAGACAAAUUGGGACAUGUGAAUGAGCACUUUUUAGGCAUUACACAUGUUAAUAAUACAACAGCAGUGACACUAAAGAGUGCAAUUAAGGAAAUAUUUAAUAAACAUAGCUUAAGCAUUAGUAGAUUACGGGGACAAGGCUACAACAGGGCAAGCAACAUGCAAGAAGAUGGUUUAGAUUCUAAUCAGAGGACAGAAGCAAAUAUCUUAAUUGGUUUACUCCAAACAUUUGAAUUCGUGUUUAGUUUACAUUUGAUGAAAGGUGUGCUUAGCACAAGUAAUGAAUUGUCACAGACAUUACAACGAAAAGAUCAAGAUAUUGUGAAUGCUCUGAAGUUGGUUGAUAUUUCAAAGCAACGUUUACAGGUCAUGAGAGAUGAUGGGUGGAACUCUUUGCUAGAGGAGGUUUUUGCAUUUUGUGCAAAAAAUAAUAUUGAUGUCUCUAAUAUGGAUGAUUUAUAUCAACCUUGGCCAUGA